Molecule: messenger RNA, 2662 nt
Organism: Scylla paramamosain (green mud crab)
Lineage: Eukaryota; Metazoa; Arthropoda; Malacostraca; Decapoda; Portunidae
Gene: Idi
Product: isopentenyl-diphosphate Delta-isomerase 1-like
Exons: 4
Coding region: 151-963 (270 amino acids)
Biological process (GO): isoprenoid biosynthetic process; isopentenyl diphosphate biosynthetic process
Cellular component (GO): cytoplasm
Molecular function (GO): isopentenyl-diphosphate delta-isomerase activity
Source: RefSeq, a predicted model, not a curated record
CCCAGCAGUGUCCAGCCAGCGAGUGAUGUGAAGCACCUCAGUUUCACCCGAACCGUCGCCUCAGUCCUGGCUUCUUCUGGCUGCUGAGGGCGUGUAGUGGCGAGGCGAGUCACUAGACACCAGUGCCCAUAUCUACUACGUGAGAGCACCAUGCUGGCCCUGGGCAGGAGGGUGGGCACUGCAAUGCAGUGGUCUUUGGGGCGGCUCACCAGAGUGACACCAUCUGCCUCAGUCCUGCCCCAGCGUAGCCACAGCAGCAGCAGCAGCAGCAACCAGAGGCAGCAGUGCAUGGAGGAGGACCUUGACCCACAGCAGCUGGCCCUUCUCGAGGAGCCGUGCAUCCUGGUGGACGAGGCUGAUGUCCCCCUUGGCGCGGCCUCCAAGCGGCAGUGCCACCUGAUGCGGGGCGGCUCCUCACCUCUCCACCGUGCCUUCAGUGUCUUUCUCUUCAACUCUGCCGGGGAGCUGCUGGUGCACCGCCGUGCACACACCAAGAUCACCUUCCCUGGACACUACACCAACACAUGCUGCUCUCACCCGCUGCACACACCGCAGGAGACCAUCGAGGAGGGGGCUCUGGGGGUGAGGAACGCUGCACAGAGACGCUUGGAAUUUGAGCUUGGCAUCCCCCAGGAGCAGGCCAGGCCAAGCGACUUCACUUACCUCACUCGCAUCCACUACGCAAGCCCCUCUGAUGGCAUGUGGGGCGAGCACGAGAUGGACUAUAUCCUCUUUCUGCAGAAGGAUGUCACACUCAACCCCAAUGAUAAUGAGGUGGAGGAUGUGCAGUAUGUGAAGAGGGAAGACUUUGAGAGGUUCUUGAGGGGGUUGCAGGAGAGCAACAUUCCAAUCACUCCUUGGUUUGCUCUCAUCGCCCAGAAGUUUCUGCCUCUGUGGUGGAAGAACUUGGAUGCCCUUGACAGGUUCACUGACCACCACAACAUUCACCAUUUGUUGGAGUGACACCUGCCUUCCUUGUCUAUCAUCUGUCUUGCUCCAUCUUCCUUUUCUCACUCAGCCUAGAGGUUUGGUGGUAAAUCUUUAUUUUUCUAUGUAGAUUUCCCUUUUCAUGUACCACUACUCUUCUUACUCCACACUGGCACUCUUUGUAAACACUGAUUACUUUUUUUUCUGAAAUGUAGGCUCAAAAAUUUUUCUGAAUGGAUGUGAAAUUACUAGAUGGAUUUUUCAUAAUUUACAAGUCACGAUCUGAAGAGAUUUUGGGUAUCUCAUGGUAAAACUUGUAAUUUUAAUUAGGAAUAGCUCUCUGGCUUGGAGGAGGGAGUUGCUAGGCACCGCAUAACCAUUAGCUCUUAUUAAAUCUCCCCAGGUUUUGUGAACGUUUUGGGGAAUAAUAGGGAUUGCACCUGCUCCAAUUUCACUAUCUCUGCCACUGAUUUUUAGUGGAUCAACAAGAAAGUUGGAUUAUGAGUAGGUGCUUCACUGUGGUGCAGUAUUAUUUCUCACCGGGCUUUUUUUUUAGAAGUUCCCAUAAGUUCCAGUUGCUUUGUGAAGCACAGAGAUUGUUGUUGUGGAGACCAGUGCCACAAGAUGUGUUAGGGCCCCAAGGACUUUUUGCAGUUUAGUUGAUACAGUCUUGGUAUAUAACUUAACAUGUGGUAGGUGGCACACCUUGACCACCAAAUUCUUAGCAUGUUGCAAAAGUAUACUAAAAGGGAUAGAACAAGGGAAUUGAGGACUUUCCUUGGUAUUACUUGUGAUAUGUCUCCUUUCAUCCUGUAGACCCUGUUCACCCAGGAGAGAAGAGGCACAGGAUAUGGAAUAAGGGGUUGUGAUCUUGCAGCUCAAGUGUGGAAGACCAGCAAUCUUGCCCUCCUCUCUGUGUGUGUGUGUGUGUGUGUGUGUGUGUGUGUGCAUUUUUUUUUUGCAGAAGCAGUAAGCUAGAAAUCUUGUGUUUCUGUUGAUGUGAAUGAAUCCUUGCAACUUGAGACUAGUAAUAUUGCGGGCAGUAUGAAAAGUGAUUGACAGUUAAUGACAAAACAGUAAUUGAUGACAUAGGUUGAAAGCUUGCAUUGCAGAUUAAGGGCUGUGGUUAAAGAAUUAUGAUAAUGUGUUAGUACUGAACUUCCUACCUGCACUGAUUGGAGGAGUGUCUCCUUUGAAGGGAAAUUAGAACCAGUCUGUCAGGUUCAGUAGUGUCACCUCAUGAAAUUUAUCCAUUGACAUGUAAACACCAAUGAGAAUAAGCAUUUAUUUUACCAGACAGACUGAUUUUUUAUUUGAUUUUGAUUUUGUUUCCUGCACAAAGGUACAUUCAUGAUAAUGGUAAAAUAUUAUAUAGUUUGAAGGUUUCACAAAAUAUUUCCAUGACACUCCUUAAAGAUAUAAUUUCAUUUAUUUGUCUUCUGUCAACACACUAGGGACAUACAUAUGUAUGGCAAAGUUCAGGAAAUACCUGUUUUAUGUAACUAUUCUCAGUGAACAGUUUUUUUUCCUUUACAUCUAUCUUGUCAUCAUGGUGAUGUGUGUUGGAUACAAGUUUCGGCUUAAGGUUACUGUGUGUACUACUUGGAUUACUGGGCUAUGGCACGAUCCAACCAUUCUCUGAUCAACAAAAACUAAUCUCAAAGAAAAGAUAAAAUCUGUGAUGAGUUACUGCAUUGCAUGUAAAAUCUGAAUAAUAUUUUUUUAUGCCUAGAAA